AAAAAGACUAGUCUCUUCAUUUGCAUUCACUUGCGACUUUUAUUUUUAGUGUACUUUUAAGAAAACACACUCCGGUGAGCUGUUGUUAACAGGGAGAGUGUUUUUACCAAACUUGACUUUUGACUUGGAGAAGAUAAGGUAGCGAAACAUCACCCUUGAUUUGAAGACCCGGGUAGCAAAGGCAUAUUGUAAUUAGUUGUGCUGUAUAAUGACUGCCAAUAUUUCUGGAUUUUUCCCCCGUUACUCAAACGCAAACAAGUGUUUCUUCCUUCCCGAGCCAGAUUUUGACAUGAUAGGGGAGCGGCGUGUUUCGAACUUCAUCACAGCGAUUAUCAACGCAGGAUCAUGUCCAGUGGCAGUGUUGGCGAACCUGUUUAUCAUCAUAGUUAUUGCCAGACGCCCUUCGCUUCAGAAUCCAUCUAAUGUUCUCUUAGCGGGCUUGGCUUGCUCAGACCUACUAGUCGGACUUAUAGUACAGCCGUGCUAUGUUACUUUUCGCCUCAUGGAGAACGUCGCAAAGUUCGUGCCGUGCGGCUUUCGUGUUGUGUAUUCCGAAAGUUUCUGGGUUUGUUAUGGGGUAUCGUUUAUGACUCUAAGUGCUAUAAGUAUUGAGAGGUAUUUAGCAUUGCGACUUCAUCUGCGGUACAAGGGAAUUAUCACCACUAGAAGAGUUCUAUUUGCAAUAAUCCUAAUCUGGAUUAUUGAUGUUCUUCUAACGAGUCUGCAAUGGAUUGCUGAAGGUACAACUCAUGUCAGACGAACUCAACUAGUGCUCUUCAUGGUCUGCCUGCUAGUUACACUAAUCGCGCAUCUGAGAAUGCUAACCAUCAUGCGACGACACCAUAAGCAGAUCCAAGUUCAGCUAUCCAACGCAAGCAGCCUGCAUGUUCAAUCCAAACUUGCUGUAAACGUUAUGUACAUUGUGGGAUUUUACCUCAUUCUUAAUAUGCCUGUAAUGGUAGUGACGUUAAGCACGUAUGUUAAUGGAAGUCAUUUUAAUCGAAAUGUUUUCAGCUGGGUUGAGACAAUUGCGUUUUGUAACUCGUCGCUGAAUCCUAUAUUGUGCUGCUGGAGAAAUGCGGAUAUACGGAAAGGCGUGGAAAGCCUCGUGUGCUCCCGAAUUCGAAUUUUGGCGAGUGGCCACAAAACACAAAAUUCAAUCCGGUCGAUCGCAUACAACGAGAAUGGCACAAUCCCUGAGAAUAUUAAGACUUUUGAGAAUCAACAAAGCUAGCUGUAAGUCCACUGAGGACUUGUAGAGACCUCGGCAAUUUAUAAUUAUAAGCUAUUAUAGCGAUUAUAAUGUUGAUUUGAAAAAAAAAGACGCCGAAAAACUGUUUAGUUUUUGGCAUGGUGAUGCGUUAAUUUAAAGAUAAAAGAUAGAAACAGCUAACAAUAAUAAACCAAGGAGUCCAUAAGACAGCAGCAUGUUCCAUUGCAAGGAGCUUGAGGCGUCUUAUAAAGUACAGUAGCUAUCAAAUAUUUGGAAGCGUGCGGUGAAACAUAAAAAACAGUCAAUAUAGUACGCCACCGCGCUAUUAAAUCGAUGCACAUGUUUCUAUUACAAAGAUUAUCUUGACAACAAGACAUUGCUAUCCUUCCUUUCCAUCCCCUCAGAGACAUAAUGUCAAUAAGUCUGUUUAAUUGCGAAUCAGCUGUCAAUUGUCUUGAUUACUCUGCACUUAGGAACUUGAGAGAAGAGUCAACUUGUAGAAAAAGGGGACGAAUUAUUAAAGGAUGACGCAUUAAA
Molecule: messenger RNA, 1750 nt
Organism: Nematostella vectensis (starlet sea anemone)
Lineage: Eukaryota; Metazoa; Cnidaria; Anthozoa; Actiniaria; Edwardsiidae
Product: histamine H2 receptor
Exons: 1
Coding region: 209-1234 (341 amino acids)
Biological process (GO): G protein-coupled receptor signaling pathway
Cellular component (GO): membrane
Molecular function (GO): G protein-coupled receptor activity
Source: RefSeq, a predicted model, not a curated record